AUGACGUGGAAGGCUACAAAACGAGGCAGUGACAUUCCCCAAUUUAGUCUUUGUGGUAACGCUUCCGUUCUCUCUCUUCCUGGCGCUGCAGGGGACGGCGUGGCGGGGGUGAGGAACUGCCUGCUGGCGCGACAACUCUGCGCUGACGACAUCUCCUGCCACUCUGUGCUGGAGAUUAUCCCGCGGCUCUGUGGCCCUGAGAAUGUGGCGUGCUCGACUGUGACGGUGGACAAGUGCCUGGCCGCCCUGCGCACCAUCCUGGGCUUCCCUUACUUCCAGCCCACCUGUCUGUGCCGCGAACCUCACCUGGACAGGGAGUGCAACGUCUUCAGGGAGUUCAUCUUCGACCAUCCGUGCAACUUCGUGAAGAAUAGGAACGAGUCACCAUACGCCGUGCACGCCCUGCCCCUCUGCGAGUACGCCCUCACCACGUGCGACAAGCUGCCAGGAUGCAUGAACUUGUACGACGGUUUCAGGAACGCGUGCAGGGUGAGGGACGACCAGUGCAGGAUGACAGACACGAACAGUUGUCUCUCUGCCUGGACCAAGCUCAAGAUGUCCCCGAUGUACGGUUGCAUCUGUCCCAACGAUCGACAGAAACGCAGGUGUGAGAAGAUCUUUAGGAGAGUUCAUAAGAAUCCCUGCGUGGAUGAGUUUCCCGCCUCCUCUGCACUCCCCUCUCCCGGCCAGGGGGUGUGGAGGCUAAUGCUGCCCCCACCCCCCACUCCUCGGCCACGCCUCCCUCCUCUCCCUCCUCCUCCCCCUCCCUAUCGCCCCCCUCACCACUUCCCCCGCCCCCAACCCUGGGCUGCCGUCCCCUACCCCCCGCAUGUCACCUCUAUCACCGCCCGGCCCCCGCCUGCAUACUCGGCACAAACGCACAAUGUACUCACCGUAGAUCGCCUCACCACCACCACCACCACCACCUCCUCCUCGCGGACCGCCGGUAACUCUCAUGGGUCAUUUCCAGUCAGCGUUAUUCCCUCCGAUAACUCGAGCCACCACGCCGUCGACACCCAAAUACAAAGUCCCCUGAUGGAGUCCGGCAACGGAGGGGGACGGCGACUGAACGCCUCCCGUGCCGCCAACGUGCUGGGUAAUGCUUACGACCUCCAACCCACCGACCCGCACGCAAGACACACGCAGCUGCCGGCCAUUCGCCCCCCCGUCCUGCACUCGACCUGCCACACGGUGCUGCAGGGCUGCAACAAAGACCCCGUGUGCAGGACCCUCCUCGACCCCGUGCUGGCCGUGUGUGACGCCAACAACUGCAACCGAGAGGCGUGUAUGCAAAAAGUGCAGACCUUCUACAGGAACGUCGUCUUCAAGUGGGCUCUCAAAGUAGCAUUCUGUCUCUGCAUGAAGAGCAGCUCAGAAAAGGACCGGUGUGUGAUGGCGCAGGAGAAGCUCCACCCGUCCUGUGCCCGCAAGCCCGCCGGCGUGGCUCCCAUGCUGUGCAACCGGCUCGCUGCCGCCUGCAAGGAUGACAUUACCUGUAGGCCACGCUUGGAGUUCUACGAGCAAACCUGUGCAGUGGACAGCGACACACAGCGCUGCGCAGGCUCUACGGCUGAGUGUCGCCGCGCAGUCCUGGGCAUCCUGGGUACGCAGCUGCGCAACCUGUGUUCGUGCAACGCCUCGGAUCCCCGCGAAAUGUACACUUGUAUGGACUGGCAGCGCAUCCUCUGGUACAACCCAUGCAUCGUCGAGUCUCAGACAGACUACCACCGCGAGAUGCUGAAGCCGUUGGGCCCCGAGGCGGAGGUCACCACCACUCACAGCAUGUUCUUGCCCACCACCGUCACCAUGGAUGUAAUAGACGGGGCGGUCAAGGACAACGCCAGCCCCUAUGAUCCGGCCGUCAUCCACCCAACCUCCUCCUCACCCUUCCACACCCCACCCUACACCUUUCCCCACUCCACCCACUACCCGUUCACCCUCCCAUCCACCACCACCACGACCACCACCACCACCACCGCAGCCACCACCACCCUGCCGCCCAAAUACUGCGAGAAGAGACACGCCAACGAUGACACGAUAGACUACAUCGAGGAGGGCUGGGGCAAGCGCUUCUACAAGGGCGAGGAGUGUUCGGAGCUCUGCCUCUGUCACACGGAAGAGAAGCUGGCGUGCAGUGUGCUGGAGUGUGUGGAGGCGCGGCCCUGCGAGACUGACUACGCAGUGUAUACCCACGCCGCCCCUGCCUACCAAGCCGCCCGUGGGGAGUGCUUCUGCUACUCCGGUGCUUUCAUCUGCGUGAGGCCGCCCAAAGGGAGCUACGACCUCAACUUCGGGGUGUAUCUGUUCCUGGGCUACAGCAAGGCGGAGGAGCAGCUGCUGAGGCCGUACACCAAGCUCUCCCUCGUGGACGCCGCCAUGAACAAGCUGGGAGACAUCGUGCAAGAAUCCAACUCCAUUAUCAACGGGCGUGACCGAAGAGUAAGUGGCCCGGACUUCCAACACACCAAGUCAUCGUGUCGGCUGGAUCGGAUGCUGCACGUCAACGAGAACAUCAUCCUGCAGGCCACGCUGGAGGAGUUCGAGGACUCGCGGGACAACAUGUCCUUUGCGAUGCUGCAGCGGGAGAAGGAAGCCUGUGAAGAGAUAGUGACGGAGCUGGGCCAGAAGAUCAACUCGCACGCCCGGGAGGUGCGCGAGGACAUGGCGCUGUCAGUGUUGAUCCUGGCGGAGGUGCAGGUGCACAUGCCGCCCGUGCCGGACGCCGCCGCAUUGUGCCGCUGCUCGCCACACCUCCUGCUGCUCCUCGCCACCUUGGCUUCGCUACACCACACGCUGCUGGCGUCCUGAUACAAGUGGCUGCCUAUGCUUUCAGUUUAUUAGAGUUGCCUAGGUAGCAUUUUGUUACUAAGUUGUGCAUUUGUGAAGUGCAUGAUAAAGUCAGUUGCCCCAGAGCGGGCGAAGGAAGCACCUUGUGGCCAGUGGCUUCUACGGACCCUGUCAAUCUUUGUACCAUUUUUUACCUCACCAAAACGCCUCACCGGCCUCUGGCCAGUCAGUCUAUGCGCCCCGCCGCGUCCCUCAGGGGGCUCCACGCGGGCCUGCGGUGCAGGAGACACCCUUACAGAACAUUUUGCAUGAUUCGUUCAUUCAUCGAUCAACAUUAUUGAUGAUUUUACAAGUACGACUUUUUUUCCAAGAACAUCAUGAAACUGUCAUGUGCAUAAGAACAUUUUUUUAUGAUUUGUUAGACACUUGGAUUCUCUUGAAGUGGUUUACAUGGGAUGUGUUAGUGAAGGAGGAGGGAGUGUUGGUGGCAUGCUCACUGCCUUACUGUACCAUUCCCUGAGCCUCGGAGACCCGCCUUCGCGGCCCCCGAACGCUCUCACCCGCGGUGGAUCAUUUUGUUCUGUUGGUCACUCUCCAUUUGUUCACUUCCGCUACCACCAGCAUGCAGGGGACCACACAACUCUUUCUGCCAAGUUGACUUUCAGUAAAAUACUCAGCUAAAUUAUGAUCAUCCCUGGAAGUAAGAUUGCUGUAUGAAUAGACUGCCAAGUAGACCUCGGAAGCCCCUGUGGAGGAGAAAGGUUGUGUGCCUCAAGGUUGGUUGAGCCGUCCAGCAGGGUGACCUUGGGAGCGGCUGGCGCCCCCACCCAGACUGACAGACACACGAACACGGCACACCAGCCACACUCACCGGACAGCCACUGCUUCACACUGGACACUUCACGACGCCAACGCGACAGGCUGUUGGCGACGAUGAUGCGGCUUUCCUUGUUCCCUCGAGACAUGACUGUGCUGGACAGAGUGAUCGUCAGCACGCAUUGCCUUAUAAAUUUUGUAAAUGUUCCACUCACUCCUCCCUUGGAAGUGUUCGAUGGCUGAUAACUGUGACGCCAAGAAUCACCGUCACCUUCCCCGGACCAGCAGCUUCCCCGACCCGCCGUCUUGUGUGUUCUUUUGUGUUUCACGCAGUUUCAUGUUUAAUCUGCCGUAAACAAUAUUUCAGUAUUUUCACUGAGUUUCAGAGUUGUUUUUUUGUUUAUCAAACAACUAUUAAGUUGGUGAAAUAAGUAUAAGACAUUUUUAUUACUAGAUAGGCUGUACAUUGUGUGCAAGCUUGUCAACGUGAAAGUGUAAACUGUGUACUCAGCAAACUGCUGCACACCCUCGCCCCACGGCGCUGAGCAGCUGUCCGGCCGCGUCCAUCACGCCAGGCUUGCCGUCUCACACUGCCUUGAAUAAAUAAAUGUUUAAUAUAGUUCCCCUUGCAACUGUAACCCUCUUAUUGGCGAAUAUCUGGCUAACCAUGGCUGGGCCCUGAUGCCACAGCCACAGACGACAACACGUGGGCGGCGCCCCCACGCGCCGGUCCCCUGGCGGCCGCCGGGACAGCCUCUCCGCCGUGGCGCGCGGCCGUGCGUCUGCUCAUGUACAGAAGUUAUCUAGUGUCACUACGGUGGGUUUUGCUGGCAGUUUACAAAAGUAUGAUUCUUUUGAAUUAAAGUUAUGUUUUUUUACCUGCUCAUAAUUACUUUUCUUGGUUGGCGCGUGGUAGUUCACGACCCUGCAGGGAAGGGGGCUAUGCCCCCCUCGGUGCCGCCACUGGCUGCUGCAGGGCGCGGACUCACCGGAAAUACAUGUAAAUUGUUGAAAUGCGAUAUUUUUAACGUGUUGGUCCUUCGAGAAGGGGCAGCACACGUUAGGGGGAGCCACGCCCCCACUGCCUCGGCGCGGCGUGCCCGGCCAGUGGGAGUGGCGGCUGUGCCCCGAGGAGGGUCGUUGCCUGACGCCAUCCCGGCCAGAAGUGGGCAAUUGCCUCUUUCAUUAUUCUGUAAAGCAGAUACUCCUAAGUGAAGCAAGUUGUUGUUGGAGCAGCACAAAAGUUUAUUGAAACAUAAAAAGAGAUAGCCUAAAUGUUCUGUAAAUAUUGUAGUAUAAAUAUAUAUAUUGUUAUGUACAUGGAAAUGUACAAGUUCACGUUGAAUAUUGUAUUAAAAGAUACAGAGAUGUGUACUGUACUUCUCUACUCAAAAGGUUUCACUGGAAAAGCCCGACACUCACUCGGCGACACUCACCACGUACCCUCACUCGUGACAGUAGUGCCCACACACGAGCCGGCCGUCCCCAACGACUGCCGCGCUGCUGCUAUUCCUACAUCAGGCAAGGCUGCUUGUCUACUGGGACGUGCACCUUCCACUCUCCACCUUCACACUCGCCCUGUGCCCCCACACCUGUACAUAGUGCAGGACUCGGCCCCGCUGCGGCGCAGCCACGUUCAGCCUCGGACACGCAAGGCCUCGCAGAGAAGAUUAAGCUAACUUGCGGAACUUGCUUAUAUAUAUAUAUAUAUAUAUAUCUAUAUAUAUAUAUAUAUAUAUAUAUAUAUAUAUAUAUAUAUAUAUAUAUAUAUAUAUAUAUAUAUAUAUCAGACUUGAAACACAGUAAAUAAUUUUUUUUUAUUAUUGAUGACAAGAUAUGUCAGCCCCGGCGGGAAGAUAAAUUCGUGGCAUCCCUCUGGUGGCCGUGACCGCGCCUUGUGUCCACAAGCGUCAGCAACUUCGGAAACUUUUUUCUGAUCUUGCCAAGGGAAGGGGCUGCCGAGGCCUGAGCGGGGCCGAGUUCUUUCUCCACGCUGGCACUAAACAACGGUACUCGCCAGUGUCUUUCCUGUUAUACCUUUUCCCAUUUUCUUCCAUCAUUAUUUGUUCCUUAAUAUCGACUCUCCUGUUUCCUCCUCCGCCGACGCUCGUCCUGGAGGUGUUGGUGCACACACUGCCUGCCGCUGCCGCCUGCCAGGCCCGCGUCCUCGUGUUCCACCGGUCAGGGUUAUGCUACGUGGUGAUCUAUAUAAUCGUUUCCUCUCGUUUUCCUCGUCCUUGAGGAUUGCAUGUUUGUUUUGUAUUUAACGUUGCCGUAAGACUGCGCUUAGAAAGAAAACAAAGGACGAGAGAAAGAGCCGAGCCACUGCCUCGUGUGGCGGCCUGAAUGCCACAUCUUGGCGAGGCAGUUCAGGCAGUGGUGAACGAAGGGUCGCGGCCGCCAGUCACCAGGAAGAGUUUUGUUUAAUAUUCGACAUUUCUUGGUAAUACGUUUUCUGUAUUUUGUACUGUGAGCUUGUUUGUUUUUGUGCUGUUAGUUACUAAAACCCCAUUGCCAUUAUUAUCAUUGUUAUUAUUAUUAUCAAUAUUAUUAUAUCUUAUUACUAUUAUAAUAUUAUUAUAUAUUUAUUGUUAUCAUUAUUAUUAUUUUAUAUCAUUAUCAUAUAAUAUUAUUACUAUUAUUAUAAAAACAUUAUUACUAUAAUAUUUUUUUUUAUUAUUAUCAAUAUUAUUAUAAACAUGAAUUUAUCAAUAUUAUCGGUAUACCCAACAGUACCAUCAACUCAUCGUUUACAAUCAAUACAACCAAUAUUUUUGGAGAUUUCUCAUCUCAUUGCAUCUGGGCACCACUGAGGAAACGCGACCCUCACUAAGUUCUCCCCAGCGACGGACAUUGGUUAGUGGACAAGAAAUUUGCUGCGGCUGUAGAUGCCACGCGGACCCUGGCGUUCGGGUUUCGGCUUUGCGACUUCCCAUGACUUGUCUGGCUGAAGUGGGAACGAGAAUUUAAUGAGCUCAACCGCGUCCGCCUUCCUUAUUCGUGUAGUCACCCACACACGCACAAACACAUCCGGUCGCGUUGAACAUCCUGUGGACACUGCUGGAGAGCUGUUAACUUGUACAUAAGAUGAUAGUUAAGUGUGUCAACCGGUGUGUCUUGUAUCUUUAGCGAAAGCCAUAAAUUCGUGGACACUUUUUCUCGUUUUCGUGGGAAGUGAAGCGUAAAGGUGUGUGGGAGGUGUUAACACAGGUGGCAGGUGUGGGGAGAGUGUGAAGGGAUGUGAAAGAUAUGAUAAGUAUAUGUGUGAACUUGACAAGCGUGUGGUGGGGAGGGGGUAAGAUUGGUGGUAGGUUCAUUCACUAAUAAUUUCGAGAGGCUGGAUACCCUUGCGAGCUGUUUGCCAUAGGCAGGCCCGCCCGGGUGGUAGCACUGGUAGGUGUGUGAGUGAUGUAUUCUGGGAUGUGGCAGGUGUGUGGAAGGAGAAGACAGGUGUGGUAAAUGUGUGCUUGGAUGUGACAGAUGAAUAGAGGGCAGACACUAGCGGCAGGUGUAUGGAGGUGAGCCACGUUUCUUUAGGGGGCAUGCAUGUGUGUGUUGGGGGCGAGGUAAGGCAGGUGUAAGACAAACCAAUGAGUGCUUUCAGGAGUAAUAGCAAGUGUUAGUUGAGCCAGGUUUUGAAAGUUGUGAAUUAAGAGUUAAGGUAGAAUAGCAAAGAAAAAACUUAUGAAGGGUGUGAGUGUGUCAUUCGCCAUGGUUUGAUUACACACGGACCAGCAAGACCAAACCAGUGCCCUCCCCGAAAGAUAUUGGGGCUCAAGUGACAUAUAUUUGGGUACGGCUGGAAACUCACACCCACACACACCCAGGAAAACCUCGACCGACACUCAGUACCAAUUCACUAUUAUGUGGACAUGGGGCACGGAUAAAAAGGAGACUGCCCAUUCGUUUCCAUUACUCAUAGGUAUCGAACCCGGGACCUCUCGUUUCUGAGCCGAGCGCGCAAACACCUAUACUACAGAACUCCCUGUGUGUGUGUGUGUGUGUGUGUGUGUGUGACAAGUUAUCCCAACAGCGUAAAAGACCUGACAAGUUUGUAAGGUCCCAAGCGGAAGUGUUCCACGUUGGGGACACAAAACGUCACUUUCCCUUGCGGCAAUCAUUAAUCCGGAAGACGGACACUCGCUCUCGGCACGCCAGGGUCCGCGUGAGGCCGGGCCAAGGGGAGAACUUUUCUUAAACUAUUUUUGUAUCGAGGUAAGAAAGAAAAGAGAAAACAAUCUGUGACUGUAGUAUUGUCUUCGCCUCAUCGUCUCCCUCUCUCUCUCUCUCUCUCUCUCUCUCUCUCUCUCUCUCGCAACCCUCGCCUUUUAAGUAUCUGCGGCGGUGCGUGAUAAGGUAUCGGUGUCAGCCUGUGAUUUACUCUGCAUAUCUCUUAAGUAAUUUACGUAUGUCGAGGGUUCCUCUCUGUUAGGUCUUUGGUGUCGAGGAGAAGAGGACACACACACACACACACACACACACACACACACACACACACACACACACACACAAACCGUAGGCGACGAUGUUCUCUCUGAAUGAAAUGCUUGAAUCUCCCUAUUUUCAUGUUUUUAUUAUGAUUAUUAUUCUCAUCAUUGUUGUUACUCUCAUGAUAUAAACCUUUACUCCUGUCAUUCGCUCUCUUUCUCUCUCGUUUUCUCUCAUCUCCUUUAUGAGUCUCAAAGUCAUUCAGCCAAACUUGAUUUUCGUUUCUAGAACAGCAUUGUGAACUGUGUUGUAAAAAUGUCCCAUUGAUGGCAUGUUAAAAUGUAAAAGAAAUAAAUCCUAUCGUUUUGC
Molecule: messenger RNA, 8400 nt
Organism: Eriocheir sinensis (Chinese mitten crab)
Lineage: Eukaryota; Metazoa; Arthropoda; Malacostraca; Decapoda; Varunidae
Biological process (GO): nervous system development
Cellular component (GO): external side of plasma membrane; signaling receptor complex
Molecular function (GO): signaling receptor activity
Source: RefSeq, a predicted model, not a curated record